CCCUCUCCUGUCCCGGGGGUUGGAGGAACUGGGCCAAUUGGCUCCGGAACUGGAGUUGUGCGGGGUCCGGUUUCCGAGGGGAAGGCUUAGGCCUGGGCUCCAGCCUAGAGACUUCCGGUUCCCGUUGGGUUCCCGGCCGCUGUCGCCAUGGAGGAGCCCGAGAUGCAGCUCAAGGGGAAAAAAGUGACGGACAAGUUCACCGAGAGCGUCUACGUCCUGGCCAACGAGCCGUCCGUGGCGCUCUACCGGCUGCAGGAGCACGUGCGUCGCUCUCUGCCGGAGCUGGCCCAGCACAAGGCAGACAUGCAGCGCUGGGAGGAGCAGAGCCAGGGCGCCAUCUACACCGUGGAGUACGCCUGCAGCGCCGUGAAGAACCUGGUGGACAGCAGCGUGUACUUCCGCAGUGUGGAGGGGCUGCUCAAGCAGGCCAUCAACAUCCGGGACCACAUGAACGCCUCUGCCCAGGGCCACAGGCUGAGAGUGUGCCCAAAUCCACACACCCCCGCCCAGCCAGCGCCCCGAGGCCUCCGACUUCACCCUUACCAAGCCGCGUGUUCUGUUCCAGCCCCGAGGAGCCACCCCUGCCCUCCUCGGCCUGAUCCAGAAAGAGACGGGGACCCUGGCCUCCCUGCCCAGGGUCCUUGCUGCCAGCUUCCCCGAGAUGUCCCUUGGGGCAUUGCUGAGUGACCUUCCAGGCCCCGGCCCCGUCCACCUCUCCAGCGCCAUGACCUCAGCCCUGUCCUGUGCCGCCAGAGAGGAAGCCAAGGCUCACGGUACUCGCAGCCCAGGGCCACCUUCCCCGGCCCGGCCUGGCCCCAGCUUCACGGUGUCCCCAGGUUCCAGGCGAGCCGGCCAGCAUGUUCCUCCCCUGAGGCCGCCUUGAGGCCCUGCCGCAGCGGUCCCCACUGCGGAUCUGCAGCCUGGGCUCCUGCCCACCCCGCCAGCCUUGGACUGGGCCCUUGGUCCCGCAGAGCAGCCGCCGUCUGCCCCAGUCGUCAUCACCGUGCUGGUGGGCUCACGAGGGCCAUUGCUCGUCUUUGGCCCCCUAAGGCCGGCUUCACUCCCACGUGCACACCAGAAUGCAGAACUGCUCCGAGAGGUGGGGCGACCUGGCCUGGGGACCCCACUCGAGCAGACCCGCCUGGCUGGCCUGCUGUGUAACGCAGGGCACACUCCUCACCCUCUCUGGACUCCUCCCGGGGCUAACAGGACACUCGGUGCCUCCUGCCUGGCAAAACCACCUCCUUGCCCCAGGCGCAGGCAUGGGUCCUGGUCUCAAGAAUCUGAGCCCCCAUCUGCUGGGUCACAGUGAUUGGCUGGUCAUAAGCAUGUGGGUUGUGGGUGCAGCUCAGUGGCUGAGCAUGCGCCUUGUGUGCAUGAGGCCUGCAGUUCCAUCUGGGCAAAACGGGGGGCUUGUGGCCAGUGAGAGGGCUUCUGUGGGGCCCUUCUGCUGCUGACAAAAGGGAGGGCACCUGGGAGCCUGGAGAGGGACCCUGGAUCCAGCUGUACCUGACACUGCCAAUCUCAAAACUUCCAUUUCACACACUUAAAUUACCGGCUUGGCAAAAA
Messenger RNA from Heterocephalus glaber (naked mole-rat), 1569 nucleotides. It is a transcript of the gene Borcs8, whose product is annotated as BLOC-1 related complex subunit 8. Gene Ontology annotation, cellular component: BORC complex. The record is from RefSeq and is a predicted model, not a curated record. Lineage: Eukaryota; Metazoa; Chordata; Mammalia; Rodentia; Bathyergidae.